UAAUAAUAUUUUUGUUUCCGAUGUGUAUUUUCCAAACCAUACCUUCAUAACUGAGUGUUUAUGCUUCUUUUUUUUUUUUUUUUUUUUUUUUUUUUUAAUAUUAGUAUUCAUUUUUGGAUCCUCUGAUUUAUUUGAUUGUUAUUCUUCUUUGAUUGUUCUGAUUUAAAUGUUCUACACUUCUUCACAUCAGAUUUGGAGAUAACAUGGUCAUGGCAGAAUUUUUCAGCCACAGUUUCUAUUGGUAAAUUGUAAAACCAGAAAUUAUGGGGGAUGCAAAUUUUGUACUUAGCUGUUAGCACAGACCUGUGUGUUUAAAGUGCCCCAGCUCCUAAAAGGAGAUUGGCUAAAUAUACUGUAGACAAAGAGACAUGGAAGAUUAGCAGUGAUUAAAGGUUCACUAGCCUGAAUAGUGGUUGCAGCUGUAGUGAGAGAGGAGCAUAGCCCGUACAUUUAAAAACCCAGGUAAAGACAAGCACCAUAUAGUUGGAAUACAUUUACAAAUUUUAUUCUGUGUAGCAUUGGAGAACAUCUGUUAGUCUGUUAGAAGUAUUAUCUGUGUAAGUAUAUGUUCUGUUCCCUUAAAACAGUUGGCCAGUUAAAGUAUUUUAGCACGUUUAACUCUAACAGAGUUCAUGGAAUUAAAUUUUCCAUAAACUAGAAUGAACUAAGGAACUAAACAGUAGUGUAGCCUAAUUGGUGUGUGAUGUAUAAAAAAAACAAAAAACUCACAUGCAGCCUUUGAUGUUGUAAUGCAGUUUGUUCCUGUCAAAUUACUUCAUUUUAUUUAACAGUGGGGAUUUAUGCAAUACUUUUUAAAAAAAAAAAAAUGAGACCGGCUAUUCCUCCACUGCUGGUCACAUUAUUAAGAGUGUAUAGAGUGUAAUGGCUCAAUGCUGAGAGCUCGGAUGGACACCUCAUGCCAGGACCUGUGUCGCUCACUCGCCAGCCAAAAUGAAAACAUAGACAUCUCACAGUCGGUGCUCUACACCUCCCUCAUGGGCUUGUUGCUGGUGGCUGACAAAGAGAGAGAGCUAACACUGGGCAGUGGACAAGUUGGACUGCAUAAUGCUGGGAACACAUGUUUUCUGAAUGCCAUUGUGCAGUGUCUCUCCCACACUCAGGGUCUUAGAGACUACUGUCUGACUAAAACCUAUCUUCAGGACAUGUGCUCCAGUCAAGAGCCAGAGCUGAUGAAUGAAUUCACCAAAGUUUUGGAAGGGCUGUGGUGCACAGAUGAAGGGAAAAGGACAGUCAAUCCUGAACGGUUCUAUCGUGUCUUUAAAGAGGCUAUGCCUUACUUCAGUGGAUACAGUCAGCAGGAUGCUCAGGAGUUCUUGCGAUUCCUUUUGGACCGUUUACAUACAGAAAUCAACCGCCGACCCUCACAUCACCCUGCCAUCUUUACCACUCCUGAGCCCAGCUACACUCAAUUCAGGAUUUCAGAAGAAGCAGCUGCUCUGUGGAAGAAACAUGUGGACAAGGAUGACAGUAUAAUUGUAGAUUUGUUCUCAGGACAGCUGCGCAGCUCGCUGCACUGCUCAGUCUGCUCACACUACUCCAACACCUUUGAUGUGUUCUGUGAUCUGUCCUUGUCUAUCCCAAAGAUGAGUGACUCCAGAGCAGGUGUAACCCUUCGGGAAUGUCUGGAUCUGUUCUCACACGAGGAAAAACUCAGCAAAGAAAAUUCACCUAUGUGUGAGAAGUGUAAUCGUCGCACAGAGACUACAAAAAGUCUAACCAUCCAGAGAUUCCCUAAAAUCCUGGUGAUACACUUAAAGCGCUUUACAGCAUCAAGGUAUUCAAUCCGGAAAAGCACAGUACCAGUGUCAUUCCCGCUUACUGAUCUUGACUUGGGACCUUUUGGACCGAGUGACUGCGGCCCAGUGCUGUAUGACCUAUAUGCUCUAUGCAACCACACUGGCACUGUGAACAUGGGUCAUUACACAGCUGUCUGCAAAGAAGAGGAAGGCUGGUGCUGCUAUAAUGACUCGUGUGUUACCCAAAUAUCUGAGGACCAGCUUCAGUCCAGCCAGGUGUAUCUUCUCUUCUACAAACUUAAAAACAGUAUGGCCUCCAGGAAAUGAAUCUCCUUUAUUGGACUUUAGCAGGCAAUUCCACUGCCAAGGGAAAGAAAUUUAUGUGGCAGUGUUCACAGACUAUUCAGCAGAGACAUGAUAGAAGAAACAUGGAUUCAGUGAAGCUUGCUCAUUGCUGUCUGAUUGAACUGCCAGCAGAAAUGUUUGUUAUAUUCAAACUGCUUGAAUUAUUUUUUUGGUGUUUUGGUGUAAACAUUUUCUACUAGGCCACAGGCAUUGUUUUGUUUGUUUGUUUGUUUGUUUGUUUGUUAAAUAAAAAAAACAUUU
Messenger RNA from Ictalurus punctatus (channel catfish), 2363 nucleotides. RefSeq names its product ubiquitin specific peptidase 21 (gene usp21). Gene Ontology annotation, cellular component: cytoplasm. The record is from RefSeq and is a predicted model, not a curated record. The coding region runs from base 891 to 2084 and encodes 397 amino acids. Lineage: Eukaryota; Metazoa; Chordata; Actinopteri; Siluriformes; Ictaluridae. The transcript is spliced from 12 exons. Gene Ontology annotation, biological process: protein deubiquitination. Gene Ontology annotation, molecular function: cysteine-type deubiquitinase activity.